Molecule: messenger RNA, 3482 nt
Organism: Exaiptasia diaphana
Lineage: Eukaryota; Metazoa; Cnidaria; Anthozoa; Actiniaria; Aiptasiidae
Product: retrovirus-related Pol polyprotein from transposon opus
Biological process (GO): DNA integration
Molecular function (GO): nucleic acid binding
Source: RefSeq, a predicted model, not a curated record
AUGGCACACCCAAAGAGGCCCGAGUUCAAGAUUGAGGGAAACAUCCAAGAAAAUUUCCGAAACUUUGAGGUUAGAUUCAACGAUUUUUGUAUUCAAGCGGAUUAUCGCGAUUUGUCAAAAGACCCGGUAGAGAAACCGGGGGAACACUACGAAAAACCACAAUUAGAAAUAUCGGCACUUCGUUCAGCAAUGCCGGACGAGGCAUUAUCGGUAAUAAGGUACACCAUCAUGCCACAAAUACCAGAAGCUGACAAAAAUAAACCCUGGGUUUGGAUGGCGAAAUUACGAGCCCACUACACUGGUACAAUGGACAGCUCACUACUAACAUGCAGAUAUCAGUUUUGGAACAUCAACCAAAAUCCUCAACAGUCCGUGCAAGACUGGGAAGUAUCUGUCAGACAGGCAGAAGAGAGCCAGGAACAUGCCAUUGGUGUGGUGAUCUCGAGAGGACAAAGAAGCCAGAGGGGAGCACGUGGCCAACGAUAUAAUUGGAGGGGACGACAACAAAGAUCUGGAAACCGCUGGAACCAGCCUGGUCAUGAGAUACACUAUGCAGAUUAUGACUACGAUACUGAUGACUACGAAGCCCAAUGCUACUCCCUUGACGUACAGGUGCACAGCAUCACAUCGACAUCAACAACUGGAAGGAAAUAUUUCGUACAACUGCCACUGUCCACGGCUGGAGCAGAAUUUCAGAAAAUCACCUUCCAAAUAGACACCGCAGCCACGUGUAACACUAUAUCCGAAGGCACACUUCAUCAGUCAUUACCAAGUGCAAAGGUUACAAAGACCUCAUAUGUUCUACAUCCUUAUGGAAAUGGCAGUCCAAUACGGCCAGUGGGCCAAGUAGAGCUUGUUUGCGAAACAGAGAACAAGUUCUCAACACUUACUUUUCAAGUCUUACCUGAUGAUCUCAUGAAAGGAAAACCAGCCCUUCUAUCAGGAAGCGACAGCGAGAGCCUAGGGCUAAUCAAGAUACAAGCCAGUGAAGUGUUUGCCCUAUCCACUUUAGUUCAGAGAGCAACAACAAGUCAACCAACAGACGUAGGAAAUCAGCCAUUGACGUGUAAUCAUCAAAAGCAGAUGGAGAAUAAGACACCUCGACCCUGCACCAAGACGCCCACCCCAUCUCACAAAAUCACUAUUCCACGAAACCGCAGGCUUCCAAAGGCGGGUGAACUCACAAAAGACGACAUUCUAAAGGAGUAUGCAGAUAACUUUCAAGGUCUGGGCAACCUAGGCCCCCCAGUCCACUUCCAGAUGGAUCAAACUGUGCAUCCCGUACAAAUGCCAGUACAUAGAAUAGCAGUAGCAAAACGACAGCAAGAAAAAGAAACACUUGACCGCUAUGUCGAGAAAGGAAUCAUGGCCAAAGUUGACGAACCAACCCCGUGGUGCUCAAACGAGCUGAUAAGAGAGAGCCCAACUAAAUUCAGAGUGUGCAUAGAUCCAACCCAAACGAUAAACAAAGUUAUACUUCGACCAGUUCACCAGAUGCCCACACUCAAUGAACAACUACACAAGCUGAGUUCUGCAAAAUGUUUCUCGUUAGUCGACGCAAAAGAGGGCUUCCUACAAAUACCACUCGACGAGGAAUCAUCAUACAUGACAACGAUGCACACCACAUAUGGAAGAUACAGAUGGCGCCGACUUCCCUUUGGAGUCUCAAGCGCUCCAGAAGAAUUCGAAAUUAGACUAUCAGCCGCCCUGGAAGGUCUUGAUGGUAUCAUAAGUGUUGCAGACGACAUCCUAGUAUAUGGAGAAGGAACAGAUUACGAAAACGCUAAAGAAGACCAUGACCGCCGAUUUGUCGCAUUGAUGGAACGUUGCCUCCAAAAGAACAUCAAACUAAACCCAGSUAAACUCAAAUUUAAACAGAAAGAAGUCAAAUUUAUGGGAUAUAUUAUCUCAGAUAAAGGGAUGCAAGCCGACCCCGAAAAGGUGAAAGCCAUAACAGAAAUGCCAACACCAGAAAACAAAGCAGCCUUACUAAGAUUCAUCGGCAUGAUCAACUAUCUCUCGCCCUUCUGCGAAAACUUAAGCGGGAUCAUACAGCCACUCAGAGUACUGACAYACGAAGGCGUGCCAUACAACUGGUCCUCGACACAAGAGGAAGCUUUCAACAAAGCAAAGACGACCAUUUCCACAGCACCCGUUCUAAUGUACUACGACUUACAGAAGCCAGUGGUUCUUCAAACAGAUGCAAGCGAUGUAGCCCUUGGGGGAGCUCUCCUACAACCUAACAAUGAAGGGAAGUUACAGCCGGUAGCCUUCACUUCAUGUAGCUUGAGCCCGACAGAGCAACGGUACUCMCAAAUUGAGAAGGAGUGCCUAGCCAUAUGUAACUGCUUUCAGAAGUUUGACCAAUGGCUACAUGGAAAGUCUGACAUCGAGGUACACACAGAUCAUCAACCUUUAGAGACCAUCAUGAAGAAACCUCUCAACAAAGCACCUGCACGCUUACAAAGAAUGCUAAUGAAACUCCAGCGAUACAGAUUCAAGCUGACAUACAAGAAAGGCACUUCAUUGUACCUAGCAGAUACAUUAUCAAGAGCCACACUCCCAAAGCCCGUAGAGGUCAAGGUCACAGAUUUCGAAGUCUUUCGACUUGAAAUGGAAAAUGAGUACAAUUCAAACAAUGACCGGCUCUAUGAUGCCACAGAGAAGAGAUUACAAGAAGAAACAGAGAAGGAUCCGGCACUAAAAGAUCUCCAAAGACAAAUAWUUGAUGGUUGGCCGAAUGAAAAGAACUCGGUUACAAUGGAACUACGCCCAUUCUGGUCAUAUCGAGAUGAGCUAACGACAAAGAAAGGAAUAAUAUAUAAAGGAGACAAAGUCCUAAUUCCACAAUCCAUGCAUUCGGAAAUGCUACAGAAGAUACAUGUAAACCAUUACGGAGCAGAGUCCUGUAUCAGGAUGGCAAGAGAAGUAUUAUUCUGGCCAGGAAUGAGGAAAUCCAUUCAAGACUCCUGCGACGCCUGCAGCAUUUGUGCACAGUAUGGUACAGCAACACAAAAAGAACCAAUGCUGUCCCUGCCAAUACCAACUCUUCCUUGGCAGUUAGUCAGUCAAGACAUAUUUGAAMACAACCAAGAGAAAUACCUGGUGACAGUCUGUCAUUUUUCUGACUGGAUUGAGCUAGACAAACUAGAGAACACUCGAUCUACUACAAUAAUAGAGAAGACAAAAACACACUUUGCAAGGUAUGGAGUACCCAAGAUGUGCCACACCGACAAUGGGYCCCAAWUCAUAAGCCAUGAAUACAAAGAGUUUGCAAGAGAGUAUGGRUUUCAGCACACCACCUCAUCCCCGUACCAUUCAAAAGGCAAUGGCAGAGCUGAAGCAGCAGUUAAAGUWAGCAAAGACAUAGUGAAGAAGUCAAAGGACAUACACAGUUCCUUACUCAACUACAGAAAUACACCGCCAAAAGGCCACAACUACUCACCAGCCCAACGGAUGUUCUUGCGACGAACACGAACGAC